Guillardia theta CCMP2712 is the source of this 339-nucleotide messenger RNA. RefSeq lists its product as hypothetical. Bases 1 to 339 code for a protein of 112 amino acids. The transcript has a single exon. Gene Ontology annotation, molecular function: protein dimerization activity; DNA-binding transcription factor activity, RNA polymerase II-specific; RNA polymerase II cis-regulatory region sequence-specific DNA binding. NCBI's taxonomy places the organism in Eukaryota, Cryptophyceae, Pyrenomonadales, Geminigeraceae. Gene Ontology annotation, biological process: regulation of transcription by RNA polymerase II. The record is from RefSeq and is a predicted model, not a curated record.
AUGCCUCCUGCAAAGGUGAAGAUCGAGCGCAUCAAGGGAGAUCGCAUGCGGCAGAACACGUUUCAUAAGCGCAAGAUGGGGCUGGUGAAGAAAGCAAUCGAACUCAGCGUCUUGUGCGACUGUGACUGUGCGGUCAUCCUCAAGAGCUGCCCAACGAUCCACUGCAAGGAGGGGAGAUUAAUGGCGUACUGUAGCAAAGACCUAGAGUCCAUGCUCCGAGAAUGCUUGACCCACAUGCCGCUCCAUGUGUACGACAACUCCGAGUAUGCAAGGUUCGCCAAGGUGAGGCUUCAUGAAUUUGUGACUUCACUUUGUUUGUCCACGCCCAGCGCAUGCUAG